GAUCUCUCUGUUUACGUUCUCUCGAAGCAAGAAGUCAAGGAGCCCGAGACAUUAUUGGAAAAUACCGGUUUGAAAAUCAGCAUAUUGAAGAAAGAAAAGAACAGCACAUAUAUUGUGGUUGUUAGGAGAAAAAAAGAAAGAGAGAGAAGGGACACGUCAGGAAGUGCUCAAAUCCGAGAAAGGAGUUCCCUUAGACCAGCGGAGGCCAGUAAAGACGGCAUUAUUAUACAAGUGCACCUGUCUCAGGAAAAAAAGAAAAAAAGAAAAAAAAAUUGUUCUCAGUGAAGUACUUGGAACACAUACAGCCCUGUGUGACCAACAUUUUCCCCAAGUGAACCAUGGCUUGGGGGGUGUGGUGCAUCUAUGUGCUGGGCGCUGGUGUGCGGCUCUGGCUCAUGAACUCCUCUGGGGGAGACUUCAUAGCCAAGCGUGUCGAGUUUUCCACACCACUCAAUUCCUGGAAGAGGGUGGAGGAAGGUGUUUUCCUGUACUCUCAAGGCAUACCAGUGUACAGUGGAGGUGUUUUCCACGAGACUCCUCUGUGUCUGCUUAUUAGCAGCUUUCUCAUUAGGUCUUGGAGAGCGUAUCUCUCCCUCCUGUUUGUAGCUUGCGAUCUUCUCACUGCAGCUUUGCUGGCAGCAGUUGCAGCAAGUUACAGCAGGAAACAACUUGUUGAACAGAAGAAAAACGUUGACAAGUAUUCAGUUGAUGCCCUGCCCCUGCUCCUUACUUCCGAGUCCCUGUGGUCUGGUGUGGCCUAUGUUAGUGCUGUGUAUCUCUUCUGUCCCUACACUGUAGCAUCAUGUGUGGCCCAAACAACCACUGUGUUCGACAACCUGGUUCUGGCUACAGUAUUGGUCUCCAUGGUUAAAGGUUACUCCAUACUGUUUGGUGGGCUUGUAGCUGUGGCAACAUAUCAGUCCUUCUACCCAGUGUGCCUGCUGGUACCAGGCAUUAUCAGCUUAGUGCAGGAAAAGAACUCUAUCUCAGCCCUUGUGAAGCCAUUGUUAUCCUUUGCUGUCUCACUGGGACUCCUAAUGAUCAUGUCUGCUGAGAUUGCUGGCAGCUGGGAGUUCUUAGAAGCAACUUAUGGUUUUAUAUUGGCAGCACCAGAUCUAACUCCCAACAUUGGUCUGUUUUGGUACUUCUUCACUGAGAUGUUUGAGCAUUUUCGAUUGUUCUUCCUAGCAACUUUCCAAAUUAAUGCGUUUGUAUAUGUGUUACCUUUGUCUAUUCGCCUUCGCCGAGACCCCAUCCUGCUGGCCACAGCACUGCUUGCCUUCACUGCCGUCUUCAGGAGCUACCCAUCCCUUGGCAAUGUGGGGUUCUACUUGGCCCUUGUGCCCAUGUGGAAACAUCUACAUCCAUUCAUGCGGCAAACCUUUAUUGUCGGGUGCAUGUUUGUGUCCACAUCAGUCCUUGGGCCCAUCAUGUACAACCUCUGGAUCUUCAGUGGCUCUGCUAAUGCCAAUUUUUAUUUUGCAGUCACUCUUGCCUUCAACACAGCUCAGAUUUUCCUUGUCACAGAUCUUCUCUUUGCUUACGUAAAAUGGGAAUACCAGCUCACCCAUGGCUCCAAGAUAGAAGUAGAUGGAAGUCCUGGCCGGCUUACUUUGCAGUGAUAAAUUGUUAUACUUUUUAUUAGGUUAAGGGUUAGCAUAAGAACAUUCCUUCAAACUUCCUAAUUGUCCCAGUCUGUUUAUAUAUUUUGCUAUACAUGUAAAGUUUGCCCCAGAAUGAGCACUUUCAAGAGUAGUGAGAUUUUUCAGUCUAAAGAUUGGUGGUCAUGGGAUCCCACUGCACUUUAAAGUACUGUCACAAAAACCAGAGCUGUACCUCUACAGCUCCCUGUUGUACAUAAUAAUGUUUUUAAUGUGGUAUCAUGAGUUGUUUUAGUAAAAUGAGUAUAUGUAAGUGUCUGCCAAAAUCUACCUAGGCCUUGGCCGUCAUCAUGGCUCAGUUGGUGGAGUUGUUUAUUGUAAGUGUCCUGUUAUAGUUCAGUCCCUAACUACUUCCUAUUUAAAGCAUGAGGUGAGGUUGUUAAUAAUGAUGGAAGCAGUGAGGUCCCUGAGAGUGUGAUGAUGUGCAGGCUGAAUUGGGCCAUGACCCCAGCCAAGGACCAUGUUCUGAAACACCUCUGGAGAAAAAUCUUGAGAGAGAAUCCAGCUAAUCAUUUCUGUGGCCUUGCAAAAUAGUCAUGAUAAAGAGAGGAAGUAAGUGCAGCAAGGGAAUUGUUGAAACAAAUAAAUGGAAUGACAAAGUCCAGAGCCAAAAAUGAUUGUAGGAAUUGGCAACUGCACUAAUUUUUGUAUUUAGCAUUUAUCUCAUAAUAAAACUUCAUAAAUGUUA
This is a messenger RNA of Scylla paramamosain (green mud crab), 2349 nucleotides long. RefSeq names its product phosphatidylinositol glycan anchor biosynthesis class U protein-like (gene PIG-U). The record is from RefSeq and is a predicted model, not a curated record. Gene Ontology annotation, cellular component: membrane; GPI-anchor transamidase complex. The transcript has 9 exons. Lineage: Eukaryota; Metazoa; Arthropoda; Malacostraca; Decapoda; Portunidae. Bases 339 to 1622 code for a protein of 427 amino acids. Gene Ontology annotation, biological process: attachment of GPI anchor to protein.